Molecule: messenger RNA, 1369 nt
Organism: Esox lucius (northern pike)
Lineage: Eukaryota; Metazoa; Chordata; Actinopteri; Esociformes; Esocidae
Gene: cyc1
Product: cytochrome c1, heme protein, mitochondrial
Exons: 7
Coding region: 47-970 (307 amino acids)
Biological process (GO): mitochondrial electron transport, ubiquinol to cytochrome c
Molecular function (GO): heme binding; electron transfer activity
Source: RefSeq, a predicted model, not a curated record
CACUCCUUUACCACCUUCCGCUGUCUUUCGAGGUAAAAAAGACAAGAUGGCGGCGCUUCGGGUGGUCGUGCUAUCAGGGACUGGACGAGCCCUUUUAUGCAUGCCCAAAACGAUCAAGGCCCCUCGGGCCAGCAUGUCGUUUGCCAGUCUACCCAGGUCGAAGAAAGUUGCCCUGACAGCAUUUGGUGUGUUGACGACUGGUGCGACCGGGCUAGCUCUUAUGCUGCAGCAGUCCGUUAAGGCCUCCGACCUGGAGCUCCACCCCCCAAACUUCCCCUGGACCCACAAUGGCAUGCUAUCAUCCCUCGACCACAGCAGCAUCCGCCGUGGUUAUCAGGUUUACAAGCAAGUGUGCGCGGCAUGUCACAGUAUGGAGUACCUUGCAUUCCGUAAUUUGGUCGGCGUGUCACACACAGAGUCUGAAGUGAAAGCUUUGGCAGAGGAGAUCGAGGUGGUGGAUGGCCCAGACGAGUCAGGGGAGAUGUUUACUCGUCCAGGAAAGCUCUCCGACUACUUCCCCAAGCCAUACCCCAACCCAGAGGCAGCCCGUGCAGCCAAUGGCGGAGCUUUACCCCCAGACCUCAGCUACAUUGUCAAUGCCAGACAUGGAGGUGAAGACUAUGUGUUCUCCCUGCUGACUGGCUACUGUGAGCCCCCUGCAGGAGUGGAGGUGAGAGAGGGCCUCUACUACAACCCAUACUUCCCUGGCCAGUCCAUUGGUAUGGCUCCCCCGAUCUACAAUGAAGUUCUGGAGUUCGAGGACGGAACCCCAGCCACCAUGAGCCAGGUGGCCAAGGAUGUGUGCACCUUUCUCCGGUGGGCAGCGGAGCCUGAGCAUGACCAGCGCAAACGCAUGGGCCUAAAGCUGCUCAUGGGUUCCGCCAUCUUGAUUCCCCUGGUCUACUACAUGAAGAGGCACCGGUGGUCGGUGCUCAAGAGCAGGAAGAUUGCCUACCGGCCCCCUAAGUGAAAACAUGGGCCGUUGCUUUCUACCUGGUUAUGUGGCUGGUCGGCUCAAACGUGGACCCUUCUGAUUUGUGAUUGUCCCAUCUUUUAAAAACCGCACAUGCAUUUAAGAUUUGGUUGCCCUAAUUUACUUGCUGGUUAUCCUCUCAAAAUGAGUUCUUCUCUUCCAAUGGAGUUGAAUGUAAACAAAAACCGAACUGUUUUAUUGUAUAAAAUAAAUUAUCAAAAACAAAUGUCCAGGUUGUGGUUUAGUGGUGGUUAACUUUGAUGGGGUUCACCACAGGAGUCAUCGUACAUUCUUGCAACCUUCUUGUGCUUUUGUGAGUUUGUCAAUGUCAUAGGUUCUCUACACUUUGUUGUGUAAAUAUUUAAUAAACACUGGUGUAUUGAAUAAACCAUGCUA